AUGGCGAACGGCUCUUGGGCCCGGCGGCGGGAGCAACCGGGAGAUUUCGUGCGGACAUUCGUUGCGGUGGUGGUGGUGCUGCAGCUCGGCCUGCACGCUGCGGCGGAGUUGCAGGCGCCGGCGGCGAAGGAGCCACCAUCGGCGACGGUGGAGGUUGAGGAAGGGAAGAGAUCGCACCACCACCGCCACGCCUACGCUGCCAUGAUCUACAUGGGCACGCCGAGGGACUACGAGUUCUACGUCGCCACGCGGGUCAUGCUGAGGUCCCUCGCGAAGCUCAACGCCGCAGCCGACCUCCUCGUCAUCGCCUCCGCCGACGUCCCCACCGCAUGGCAGCGAGCACUGUUAGUUUCCUUUUCCUCCGCACAAAGUGAAAACGGCCAUUAUCGCCGCCGUUACACCCCGUAUGUCGUGUGCAGGAAGGAAGAAGACGGGGUGAAGGUGGUGGUGGUGGAAAACCUAAGGAAUCCCUACGAGCAGCAGAGAAACUUCAACCAGAGAUUCAGGCUGACACUCAAUAAGCUCUACGCGUGGAGCCUGGUGGAGUACGAGCGCAUCGUCAUGCUCGACGCCGACAAUAUCUUCCUCCAGAACACCGACGAGCUCUUCGGCUGCGGCGAGUUCUGCGCCGUGUUCAUCAACCCCUGCAUCUUCCACACGGGGCUCUUCGUCUUGAAGGUGCGUCUUGAAGGGGGGGAUCUUCUUCUCUGCAAACCCGGCCACCUUCACCUAACUGGCGGAGGUUUUUCAACUUUUGCUACUACAGCCGUCGGCCGAAGUCUUCAAGGACAUGCUUCACGAGCUGGAAGCCGGCAGGAGGAACCGGGAUGGAGCAGACCAGGGCUUCCUUGUGAGCUACUUCCCUGACCUGCUGGACAGAACGAUGUUUCAUCCGCCGGGGAACGGUUCUAAGCUCGAGGGCACCUACCGGCUUCCUCUGGGCUACCAGAUGGAUGCCUCCUACUACUGUAAGCGCCUCUCUCACCCUUUCUCUCAUCUCUUCCCGACGAUGAGAGAGAAUCACGAAUCACUCAGACGGCGCCUUGUCUGGUGCAGACCUGAAGCUCCGGUGGAGGGUUCCAUGCGGGCCGAACAGCGUGAUCACCUUCCCCAGCGCGCCAUUGCUGAAGCCCUGGUACUGGUGGUCGUGGCCGGUGCUGCCACUGGGCCUCUUGUGGCACGAGCAGCGCCGCAGCUCGCUUGGGUGAGAGACACACCGCAGUAAUACCUGCCUCGCGAGAUUGAUGCCAACGAGUAUAGCUAAGCCCUUUGAGGCAUUUUGUCGAACAGGUACGGCGCAGAGGCCUCGGCCGCGAUAGCCCAAGCCGUCCUGUACAUAGCGAUCAUGGCCAUCACCAGGCUCGCACGGGGGAACCUGUCGAAGCUGUGCUGCAGCCGGCGGCCGGAGAAAUGCUCCGCCUUUCUCCAUGUUGUCAUCAGAGGAGCGGUCGUCUGGUGCCUCCUGGCGGCUUACACGGCGCCCUUCCUGCUCAUCCCCCGCACGGUUCACCCUCUCGUGGGCUGGCCGCUGUACUUACUCGGCUCCUCUACGCUGGCUUCUGUCGCCGCCGGCGCAUUCCUCCUGCCGCCGGUGGCCGUGCUCACGCCGUGGAUGGCGAUCGCCGGCUCCCUUGCGGUCAUGGCGUGGCCCUGGUACUCCGACGGCAUCGUCAGAGCGCUGGCGGUGUUCGGCUACGCCUUCUGCUGCGCCCCCUUUCUUUGGGUCUCGGCGACGAAGGUGAUGGGCUCCCUGCGGCGGGACGCCUCCCAGCUGCCAGAGUCCGUCAAACUCUGCUGA
Messenger RNA from Spirodela intermedia, 1798 nucleotides. NCBI's taxonomy places the organism in Eukaryota, Viridiplantae, Streptophyta, Magnoliopsida, Alismatales, Araceae. The record is from the annotation of a GenBank genome assembly.